Botrytis fragariae is the source of this 531-nucleotide messenger RNA. Its product is annotated as putative ubiquitin-conjugating enzyme e2 protein. The coding region runs from base 1 to 531 and encodes 176 amino acids. Gene Ontology annotation, cellular component: endoplasmic reticulum; cytosol. The record is from RefSeq and is a predicted model, not a curated record. The transcript is spliced from 2 exons. Lineage: Eukaryota; Fungi; Ascomycota; Leotiomycetes; Helotiales; Sclerotiniaceae.
AUGGGAAGCGCAGCAGCAAAUCUGCUUGGCAGACAAUUGAAAGAAAUACAAAAAGCAAAGGAUUUACCGGGCAUCAGCUGUGGACUUGUGAAGGAUAACAUUUUUGAGUGGGAUGUUAUGCUCAUGUUGAGUGACGAGUGUAAAUACUAUGGCGGAGGCAACUGGCGCUGUCUUCUCUCUUUUCCCGAAAACUAUCCACAUGCACCUCCGACGCUUACCUUUUGCGACCCAAUUCCAUUCCAUCCAAAUAUCUACGCGGAUACAGGUGUUCUCUGUAUAUCCAUUUUACAUCCAUCGGGAACAGAUGACUUUGGAUACGAGGACGCAAGCGAACGAUGGACACCAAUUCAAACACCGGAAACUAUCUUACUAAGCGUGGUCAGUCUUAUGAAUGAUCCAAAUGAUAGUAGUCCAGCAAAUGUGGACGCGGCAAAGAUGUGGAGGGAAGCACAAGCAAAUCCCAAGGGCAAAGAGAUGAGAGAGUGGAAAUCGAGAUGCAGGGCAUUAGUCAGACAGAGCUUGGGGGACUAA